This is a messenger RNA of Pipistrellus nathusii (Nathusius's pipistrelle), 2040 nucleotides long. The record is from the annotation of a GenBank genome assembly. Lineage: Eukaryota; Metazoa; Chordata; Mammalia; Chiroptera; Vespertilionidae.
AUGCCAGGGUUCAUGAACCACCUUGAGAAUAACAACAAUCUUGAAGCCUGUUGCCGAGCCCUUUCCCAGGAGAGUAGCAAGUACUUAUAUAUGGAAUACCAUAGUCCAGAAGACAACAGAAUCAAUAGAAAUCGCCUUUUGCAUAUUAACCUGGGAAUCCAUUCUCCUAGUAGCUACCACCCAGGAGAUGGAGCACAACUUAAUGGUGGUCGAACACUGGUACAUAGUUCAAGUGAUGGACAUAUUGAUCCACAGCAUGCAGCAGGUAAACAAUUGAUAUGUUUAGUUCCGGAACCACACUCGGCCCCAGCUGUUGUGGCUGCUACUCCAAACUACAAUCCAUUUUUUAUGAAUGAACAGAACAGAAGUGCAGCUACUCCUCCUUCACAGCCACCUCAACAGCCAUCUUCGAUGCAAACAGGAAUGAAUCCGUCUGCUAUGCAAGGGCCUUCACCUCCUUCAUACAUGCACAUACCUCGGUAUAGUACAAAUCCAAUUACUGUUACAGUAUCCCAAAACCUCCCUUCUGGACAGACUGUACCAAGAGCUUUACAAAUCCUUCCACAAAUUCCAAGCAAUCUCUAUGGGUCUCCUGGUUCUAUUUAUAUUAGACAGACAUCUCAGAGUCCAUCCGGAAGACGAACUCCUCAGAGUACCCCAUGGCAGUCUUCACCACAGGGCCCAGUGUCUCAUUAUAGCCAACGUCCUCUACCUAUUUAUCCACAUCAACAGAACUAUCAACCUUCUCAGUAUUCUCCCAAACAACAACAGAUCCCUCAGCCUGCUUACCAUUCGCCACCUCCUUCGCAGUGUCCUUCACCGUACAGCUCUCCACAACAUCAAGUGCAACCUUCACCGUUGGGCCACCCGAGUUCCCAUGUCUUUAUGCCCCCGAGUCCUUCAACUACUCCACCUCAUCCUUAUCAACAAGGACCUUCUAGCUAUCACAAACAGGGAAACCAUUCAAUAGCUUAUCUCCCAUAUACAACAUCUAGCUUACCCAAAGGAUCCAUGAAGAAGAUAGAAAUUACAGUUGAACCCUCUCAAAGGAGUCCUUCACCUAUCAGUAAUCAGCCGUCUCCACGGAAUCAGCAUUCGUUGUACACAGCCACCACUCCACCCUCAAGUUCUCCUUCAAGAGGGAUAUCCAGUCAACCAAAACCUCCAUUUAGUGUUAAUCCUGUGUAUAUUACAUAUACACAGCCAACUGGACCUUCAUGCGCUCCAUCACCAUCUCCUCGCGUAAUCCCAAACCCAACUACAGUUUUUAAAAUUACCGUAGGCCGAGCAACGACUGAAAACCUUUUAAAUUUAGUGGACCAAGAAGAACCUUCUGCAGCCCCAGAACCUAUUCAGCCUAUUUCAAUGAUACCAGGCUCUUUGGGAGAAAAGGGAAGCCAUAAAUACCACAGGAGUUCUAGUUCUGGAUCAGAUGACUAUGCCUAUACACAAGCCUUGCUGUUGCAUCAGAGAGCAAGGAUGGAGAGGUUAGCAAAGCAAUUGAAACUUGAGAAAGAGGAGUUAGAACGAUUGAAGGCUGAAGUUAACGGUAUGGAGCAUGACCUAAUGCAGAGACGGCUCAGAAGGGUCAGCUGCACCACUCCGAGUCCAACGCCUGAGGAAAUGACAAGAUUGAGAAGCAUGAACAGACAACUCCAGAUAAAUGUUGACUGUACACUGAAAGAAGUUGACCUCCUUCAAUCUAGAGGAAACUUUGAUCCAAAAGCCAUGAAUAAUUUUUAUGACAACAUAGAACCUGGCCCGGUGGUACCACCCAAGCCAUCUAAAAAAGACUCACCAGACCCUUGCACAGUUGAGAGGAAAGCCCGAAGAAUUAGUGUGACCUCCAAAGUACAGGCGGAUGUUCAUGACACCCAGGCAGCAGCUGCAGAGCAUCUACCUGGCUCCAAGAACAAUCCUCAGACACAGCCCCGAGAUGAAGACUAUGAAGGGGCCCCAUGGAAUUGUGACAGCUGCACGUUUCUGAACCACCCAGCACUAAAUCGCUGUGAGCAGUGUGAGAUGCCCCGGUACACCUGA